Messenger RNA from Taeniopygia guttata (zebra finch), 4958 nucleotides. RefSeq names its product neurocan (gene NCAN). Gene Ontology annotation, molecular function: hyaluronic acid binding; calcium ion binding. Gene Ontology annotation, biological process: glial cell differentiation; positive regulation of neuroblast proliferation; skeletal system development. NCBI's taxonomy places the organism in Eukaryota, Metazoa, Chordata, Aves, Passeriformes, Estrildidae. The record is from RefSeq and is a predicted model, not a curated record. Gene Ontology annotation, cellular component: synapse; perineuronal net.
CCCGCGCCCGCCGCCAGCCGCGAUUGGCCCGGCCCGGCCCGGCUCGGCCCCCUCCGGGGGGGGCCCGGCCCGCUGCCCCCCUCUCCGAGCCCUGCUUUAAGCCCCCGGUGCCGGCGGGAGUGCUCGGCUCUACCGGAGGCGAUGAGUCCCGGCGCGCCCUGAGCACGGAGCAGGGCAAGGAUGGUCCCUGUGAUGGGGGAUGCCGCCUGCUGGGUCCUGCUCGGGCUCUCCCUCCUGCCCAUCGCCGCCCUGGGCUCGCAGGACGAGGGGAAGGUGAUCCGCAUCAGCAGGGUGCAGCGGCAGGCGGUGCGCGUGGGGCUGGGGGAGCCCGCGGCCCUGCCCUGCCUCUUCCUCCUGCGCUCCUCAUCCUCGCCGGGGCCCAGCGAGCCCCCGGAGCCGCCGCGCAUCAAAUGGAGCAAGGUGCGCUCGGCCGGCGGCCGGCGGGAGGACUCGCCCGUGCUGGUGGCCAAGGAGGGCGCGGUGAAGGUGGCCCACGCCUACGAGGGCCGCGCGUGGCUGCCGGGCUACGGCCGUGACCGCGGGAACGCCACGCUGCGGCUGCGGGCGGCCCGCGCCAGCGACGCGGGGCUCUACCGCUGCCAGGUGGUGGCGGGCAUCGACGACGAGCAGGACCUGCUGCCGCUGGAGGUGACGGGCGUGGUGUUCCACUACCGGCCCGCGGGCCGCCGCUACGCGCUCAGCUUCGCCGCCGCCCGCCGCGCCUGUCGCGACAGCUCCGCCGUCAUCGCCUCCCCCCAGCACCUCCAGGCCGCCUUCGAGGACGGCUACGACAACUGCGACGCGGGCUGGCUCAGCGACCAGAGCGUGCGGUACCCCAUCACGCUGUCCCGGCCCGGCUGCUACGGAGACCGCGACCGCCUCCCCGGCGUGCGCAGCUACGGCCGCAGGGACUCCGCCGAGCUCUACGACGUCUACUGCUACUCCCGGGAGCUGCGAGGGACCGUGUUCCACGCCUCGGGGCCGGGCCGCUUCACCUGGCAGGGCGCCCGGCGGCACUGCCGGAGCCGCGGGGCCGCGCUGGCCACCGCGGGCCAGCUGCACCUGGCGUGGCGAGCGGGGCUGGACCGCUGCGACCCGGGCUGGCUGGCGGACGGCAGCGUGCGCUACCCCAUCCGCCAGCCCCGCAGCAAGUGCGGCGGAGAGGCCCCGGGCGUGCGGACCCUCUACCAGUUCCCCAACCGCACCGGCUUCCCCCCCGCCGCCUCCAGAUUCGACGCCUACUGCUACAAAGCGGCGGGGCCCGGGGACACGGAGCAGCCGGUGUCGCCGGUGCCACCCACGCCCGACCCGCCGGGCAGCGACAACGCGCUGGUGGAGCACGGCGAGGACCCGGGCACAUCGGGGGACACCCGCGACAUCCCCCGCGACAGCUACGACCCCCUGCCGCCGCCGGGGCCCGCGGGGCUGGGCGGGGAUGAGGACGAGCAGCUGCGGCCGGCCAGCGGCAGCCCGGUGGCACGGCGCGGUGACCUCCCGGGCACCGCCCUGGCACCGGCACCGGCGGCUGCAGGGCUGGGCACGGGCGCCGCGACAUCCCCGGUGCCCACCGUGACAUCCCCGGCACCCACCGCAACAUCCCCGGCACCCACCGCGACAUCCCCGGUGCCCACCGGGACAUCCCCGCUGCCCACCGGGACAUCCCCGAUGCCCACCGCAACAUCCCCGGUGCCCACCGGGACAUCCCCGGUGCCCACCGGGACAUCCCCGCCGCCCACCGUGACAUCCCCGCCGCCCUCCGGGCCCGCCUCGCUGGCGUGGCCCCGCGAGGAGGAGUCUCUCAACCUGGUGGACCCGGAGAGCUCCCGGCGGGACCCUCCCAGCGCCAGCCCGGCCCGAGGGGACCCUGCGGGACCCCCGGCCACCCUCCGGUCACAUCCCCAAGGCCCAGCCCUGGAGCUCAGCACCGGCUCGUCCCUGUCACCGCCCGGGCCGGGGACGGUCCCCAGCGCGGCCCCGGAGAGCCCCGGCACCCCCGCGGGCAGCUCCGGCGCCCCGAGGAGGAGCUACCCCGGCCUCAACGGGCGCCACUUCGCGUUCCAGCGGCACAGCCGGGACCCCGCGGCCGCAGCCGGGGACACCGCGGUGACAGCGGCCAUUGUCACCCGGGCCCCCGUGCGGGCGCAGGAGGUGGAGGGAGGCGCAGCCAACGCCGUGGAGCUGUGGAGCCCUCCCCGAGCCGGCAGCCCCCGGCGGAAGGGUCCCCACGCGUCCCCCAACGCGCUGGAGGAGGACGCCGGCCCCGAGCUCGAGGCCCCGGCCACCGCCCCGGUGUCCCUCCCGCCGGCCCCGAGGGAUUCGGGGACCCCCGCGGGGACCCCGCCCGUGCCGUCCCCGUCCCCCGCCACUCCCCGCGACGCUCGGGACCACCGGGACCCCCCCGCGGGUGGGGCUCAGCCCCGCGUCCCCGGAGCCCGCGGGGACUCCCCGAGGCCGCCCGCGGAUAUCCCCGAGGAGUUCUCCGGGUUCGCCGCGUCCCAGGAGGGCUCCGUGCCGCCGCUGCCCCCGCUGCCCCCGGCCCCGCUGGUGGCUGAGGGUCCCGAGCUGGCCCCGCAGCCCCGCGGGGACGGCAGCGACGGCAGCGGGGCCCCGGGGGACGGCGCGCUGGAGAGGCAGAGGAAGGCGGUGCCAUUCCUGCAGCCGGACGGUCCCUCCGAGGGACGCCCCGCCACCCCCGGGCUCGCCGAGGGGGCUCCUCCCGGGCCCCGGGCCCGCUCCGGCCCCGCGGCUCCGCACGGCGCGGCCGAGCCCGGCAGCGAAGCAGCCGCGUCCCCCCCGGCCUGGGGCGUCCCCUCAGCGCCCCCUUCCCCCGCGGCCACCGAGGCGCUGCUGUGGGCCGGCACCGAGCGGCCGGAGGCGCUGGCGGGGCUGGAGCCGGUGGCCGAGGAGGGGUCCGCAGGCUUCGCCCCCCCAGACCCACAGCCCAGCCAGCGCUCCGAGCCGGGGCCGGGGCCGGCCGAGCAGCUCCUCCUGUCCCCCCCGGACCCCCGGCAGCCCCCCGCCACCCCCGGCCCCCCGGCUGUCCCCGGAGACGAGGAGGACGCCUCCGGGGAGGCCGGGCGGGAGGAGCCCCCCACGCCCCUCGGCUCGGCCGCCCGCGGGCCUUGGCCGUCCCCCAGUGCCCCCCAGCCCGGGGGGACAGAGCCCGCCGGGUCCCCGAGCGCGGGGCUGCUCCCGGAGCCCUCCGCCGAGCCGGGGGGCGCGGGGGGGGCCCCGCUGCCGGAUGCCGACAGCGGCAGCGGGGAGGAACCGGCGCUGGACGAGCGGGAGCUGCUGGCCUGGGCGGGCACCGGCAGCGCCGGCGGGCACGCGCCGCCGGACCCGUGCCGGAGUAACCCGUGCCUGCACGGCGGGACGAGCCGUGCCAACGGCACCGUCUGCGGCUGCAGCUGCGCCCCGGGCUUCACCGGCGAGAACUGCGAGAUCGACAUCGACGACUGCCUGUCCAGCCCGUGCCGGAACGGCGGCACCUGCAUCGACGAGGUCAAUUCCUUCGUGUGCCUCUGCCUGCCCAGCUACGGCGGCAGCCGCUGCGAGAAAGACACGGAGGGCUGUGACCACAACUGGCACAAGUUCCAGGGCCACUGCUACCGCUACUUCUCCCGCCGGCGCUCCUGGGAGGACGCGGAGCGCGACUGCCGCCGCCGGGCCGGGCACCUCACCAGCAUCCACUCGCAGGAGGAGCACGCCUUCAUCAACGGCUUCGGCCACGAGAACACCUGGAUCGGCCUCAACGACCGCAUCGUGGAGCAGGACUUCCAGUGGACCGACAACACCGGCUUGCAAUACGAGAACUGGCGGGAGAACCAACCCGACAACUUCUUCGCGGGCGGCGAGGACUGCGUGGUGCUCGUGUCCCACGAGAUCGGCAAGUGGAACGACGUGCCCUGCAACUACAACCUGCCCUACAUCUGCAAGAAAGGCACAGUGCUGUGCGGGCCCCCCCCCGGAGUGCCGAACGCUUUCCCGGUGGGGAAGAAGAGGGAGAAGUACAACAUCCACUCCAGCGUGCGCUACCAGUGCCGCGAGGGCUUCACGCAGCGCCACGUCCCCACCAUCAAGUGCCACAGCAGCGGCAAGUGGGACCGACCCAAAAUCCUCUGCACAAAACCCCGGCGGUCGCACCGAGCGCGGCGGCACCGGCGGCACCGGCACAGCCACCCGCACCACCAGCACCGCCGCCACCAGCCCCGCAAGGAGCGGCGGAAACACCGCCAGCGCCUCCGGCUGGACUGGAUGGAGGAGGGCCACUACUUCUAGGGCCGGCCGAGCACAAAGGGGUCCCCGGGGGACGUGGCGGCGUCCCCCGCCCCUGUCCCACCCCCUCCGCGCCCCCCUUUUUUAGCCCCCUUUGGCUUUAGCUCCUGAGGAUGCCCGGCCCCGUAGGGAAUAGGAUCCGGAGGGGGCGGCUGCGUGUGCGCCCCCAGCCCUCCCCGCAUGCCCCACGCCCAGCCCCGGCCCGCGUGGGAGCCCCCCAAGCUGGGCUCUGUCCCUGUCCCCAACCCGGGGGUGGAGCAGGCAGCCCCCGCCCCGUCCUGCCCCGUCCCACCUGGGGCGGCUCUGGUUUUUUAGCAGCCCCCCACCCCAUUUCCCUGCCCCAGCACCCCGGGGUGUCCCCGCGGCCGGCACGGGCGGGGCGGGGGGGACACGGCGGCCGCGGGGCCCCCGUCCCGCUCCGCGCCUGCUCUGGGGGUGCUCGGUUCGGUUCGGUUCCGUCCCCCUCCGCUCGUUUCGGGUCCCCGUCGGAGUUGGUGUGUGCGUGUGUGUGUGUGUGUGUGUGUGUGUGUGUGUGUGUGUGUGUCGGCGCUUUCCGAUCUCUGCUGUUUGCGACGUGACUGCCGCGCCCCCACCCCCUCCCCGACCCCUCCUGCCGCCCCCUCCCCAUUUCUGACUCCGCCUUUCUGUACUGCUGGACAUUUUAAUAAAUUUUUUUAACGGUU